AUGUCUCAAUCAAACUGCUUUAUUUUUAGUGGUUUCAUCCCGCAAUUGACGAAAUCUUUCGCGGAGGCAACAGCUGGAUCCUCCGAGAUCACAACGACAUCGGGGUCGAGCACCGCAGUGCAGUCCAGCGUGAUUCCUCAGAACAGCUUCAUCAUUUCCAGUGGUCCUGCAGAUAGCUCUAACAACCAGAACUACAUCCUCAUCUCACCGAUAGGUACGGCUGCAGCCGCUGUGUCCUCUUCUAUCGCUGCACCGCUGGUUAGUUCACCCACUACUGCAGUGGUCCUUCCGAACACCACGGCUGCGGCCGCUGCUGCCGCCGCCUCCCGCAACCUUCUCCUUCUCAAUGACACUGUCACGACGAAGACAAAUGUAACCGCAGGAGGGGAGGUGAAAGACGUCGCUGAGCAGCAACAGCAGCAGCAUCACCACCACCAAGACGCUGUUUCAUCUUCUACCAGCGGUGUGCAAGAAUCCUCAUCACUCCUUGACAGCGACACCAAUCGUCCCACCCGGCCUUCUUCUUCGGACUCGUCUCUGUUCGGUGGAACGCAGCCAAUGGGCCGAAGGCGCUGCUCGGGCCUUUUUUCUCGUCCCGUGACUGUAGGGGAGUCGCUGACCACACAGCUCAACCGACUAGAGCAGAAACGGGCGAGGAACCGCGACGCUGCUCGUCGGUGUCGGGAGCGGAAGAUUCACCUGAUUAAAACACUGGAGAAGAAGGUGUCACAGCUCUCCGAGACUAACAGACAGCUGGAACGGGAGCUGGAGCAGACGCAGGGUGAGGUGAAGGGCCUGCGACAGUUGGUGGAGCAGCACAUCAAGCCCGGAAUGGGAGGUGGAUGCAGCCUGCCCCUGAAGGGAUGA
This is a messenger RNA of Echinococcus granulosus, 867 nucleotides long. RefSeq names its product Transcription factor AP-1. Gene Ontology annotation, biological process: regulation of DNA-templated transcription. The coding region runs from base 1 to 867 and encodes 288 amino acids. The record is from RefSeq and is a predicted model, not a curated record. Gene Ontology annotation, molecular function: DNA-binding transcription factor activity. Lineage: Eukaryota; Metazoa; Platyhelminthes; Cestoda; Cyclophyllidea; Taeniidae. The transcript has a single exon.